AUGGUCAUAUUCAGCUGGCUCUGCUGCAUCCCCCCAAGCCCAUCUCCUCCCCCGCUCUCAGCCUCGUCUCAGCCUCAUCCUCAUUCCACCACCACAACCACCAACGCAACAAAUCAUGCCUCAGGGGAAGAAAUUGGCUACACCUCACCACCCGACCUCCCAGCCUACACGCCUCGCCGCGACAGCAUCCACGAAAAGACACUAGAAUUCCACAUGCGCGAUCCCUCGAUCUCAUCUGCCUCUGCUUCGUUUGACCAGAACCAACAGAGUCAACACUCGGACUACCCCGACGAAAAAGCCCACUACCAAUACGACCAAGAUCCUUCUCUCAACUCUCCAUUACGGAAUAGCAACCGCCCCGAGGACCUCUCGUCCGACGUCUCUUCAGCUAUUUCGUUUACUAGUAGUUACGGGAAUACGUCCACCGCUACGAGGGAGACGCCGCCGCCGCCGUAUUCGCCUAGGGAGGGGUCCCCUGUCCCGGGUCGGUCGAGGUCGGUUUCUUCGGUCUCUGGACGUGGGAUGGGGUGGGCUGUAGGUGUUCCGACGCAGAUGAUGCAGAUUGCGCAGCCGAGGCCCGUGUUCCAGAGACGGGAGACGUUGAUGCGGAGUUUUGUUGCGAGGAGGAGGUAG
Molecule: messenger RNA, 633 nt
Organism: Aspergillus affinis
Lineage: Eukaryota; Fungi; Ascomycota; Eurotiomycetes; Eurotiales; Aspergillaceae
Exons: 1
Coding region: 1-633 (210 amino acids)
Source: RefSeq, a predicted model, not a curated record